Messenger RNA from Symbiodinium necroappetens, 1272 nucleotides. The record is from the annotation of a GenBank genome assembly. NCBI's taxonomy places the organism in Eukaryota, Dinophyceae, Suessiales, Symbiodiniaceae.
AUGUUGCAAUUCCAGACGCAUUUAUGUGAGUGGCGGCUGCUGCAGCUCGAAGACUUCGCUCGAGCCACGGGGCAACUAACUGGCCUUCUGAUUGUCCAGGACAUGUUUGCACCAAAUGGACUAUUGAAUGCUUGGCGAAAGCAUGGCAGCAAGUCCAAGAUCAUGAGACGUCUUACCAGCAUGAUGGAUGAGCACUAUCCAGGUGUGAUGGAGUCUGUUCUGCUGGUGAAUGCCCCAUGGGCCAUGCAUGCUAUCCUGCGGAUCUUGACGCCUUUGCUACCGCAGAGGGUGGUUAAGAAGCUCCAGGUCGUGCCGAUGGCGCAAACUCCCGAGCGCCUGCAGCAGCUGGUCGACGAGUCGAAUCUGCCAGAGUUCCUGGGAGGAAGUGCUGCUGAUGCUGAAUUCGUGCCCGCACGAGCCGCACUAGUAGCCAACGGAUCAGGUUCUGAACUCUUCAUCAAAGCCGGACAGACGGAAGAGCGCAGUCUUGAUCUGCAGCAGGGCGACAUUGCGGCCUUCGGCCUUUCCGUGGCCAACGGCCUGGACAUUCUGUUUUCCUGCCACUUCGAGUCGGAGGAGGAGGCAGUGGAAGAAGUGUUCACAGCCAGACGACUGCAGGAGGAGAGCUCCAGCUUCUCGGCGCCAAGGGAUGGAAGGCUGGUGCUCACCUUUGACAACUCCUAUAGCUGGGUGAAGCCCAAGGAUGUGCGGUUUGAGUUGUCCAAGCUCCCCGCGGAGGCACAGUGUUGGAUGAAGGGCCUCGAGCAGCAAGCGGAGCGCUUCGCCAAGGAACGCCAGGAGCAGGAAGAGCAGACAUUGCUGCAGGCAUCUCGACACGAGGAGGAGUCGAGGAAGAGACAGGAGGACCUCGAUCGGCGCAAGGCAGAGCUCCAGCAGCUGGAGGCUGAGCAGGAAGAAGCGGCUAGCCGGCUCCCCAACACGAGUGAGAAACAGCGAGAGGAAGAGCUGAAGAUUGCACAGCAGGCCUUGCAGGCUGAGCGUGAGGCCUUACAGCGACAACGCCAGGAACAGCACGACGCUGAAGAGAAAGCGGCGAGCGACCGGCGCACCCGUGAGGCGGAACUCGCCGAUCAGCAGGCACACCUCGAAGCACAGCGGAAGGAGGUCGAGAGUUGUCGGCAGCGUGGCGAGGCCGAACGAGAUGCGCAGCUUCAGGCUCUACAGCAGCACGAAGCAGAGCUGAAAAAGCACCUAGGCUGCAAAGGUCCAACCGGCGCAAGAGACGAGACGAACGGACUGCGCAAGUUCUGA